CCGGCAGGAAGGGGAGUGUGGAUGGAGCGCGCCGGGCAGUGACGUCAGUGUGCGCCCAGCGGCUCCCCCCGUCCGCCUCCGGGCCCCGGAACGCUGCGGAGGAGUCGCGUUCUAUUGGCAGACCGUCGGCGAUUGAUGCGUCCCGAGUGUCCUGCGCCAGGGCGCUGCGGCCGCGGCCCCCUCCCCCCCGCCGGGGCAGGCUGAGUUCCCCGGCCUCUGCCGUAGGUGCCUGCAAGGCCCAGCUCUUCCUGGAUCCUGGGCUUUCGCAGCAGUUCGGUGUGUUGUAACUGGUGUUUUCCAGCCGCAGUGCAUGUGCCUGUGCGGGUCUGGUCAGCCCUUGUUUUCCUGGUGGUGAGACGAGAGGAGCAUGGCAGCCUCUGGGUCAGAAAAAAGCAACAAGAAGAAAACAGAGAAGAAACUCGCUGCCCGAGAAGAAGCUAAGCUGUUGGCAAGCUUUAUGGGAGUCAUGAAUACCAUGCGCAAACAGAAAACUCUCUGUGAUGUCGUUCUCAUGGUUCAGGAAAGAAAGAUCCCAGCCCACCGAGUUGUGCUUGCUUCAGCCAGUCACUUUUUUAACUUGAUGUUUACUACAAAUAUGCUUGAAUCGAAGUCCUUUGAAGUGGAGCUAAAGGAUGCAGAGCCUGACAUUAUUGAACAGCUUGUGGAAUUUGCUUAUACUGCAAGGAUUUCUGUUAACAGCAAUAAUGUCCAGUCUUUACUAGAUGCUGCAAACCAGUAUCAAAUUGAACCUGUGAAAAAAAUGUGUGUGGAUUUUUUGAAAGAGCAAGUUGAUGCUUCAAAUUGUCUUGGUAUAAGUGUGUUAGCAGAAUGCCUAGACUGUCCAGAACUGAAAGCCACAGCAGAUGACUUCAUCCAUCAGCACUUCACUGAAGUUUACAAAACAGAUGAGUUCCUACAGCUUGAUGUUAAGCGUGUUACACAUCUUCUGAACCAGGACACCCUGACUGUGCGGGCAGAAGAUCAGGUUUAUGAUGCAGCAGUCAGGUGGCUGAAAUAUGAUGAACCUAAUCGCCAGCCAUACAUGGUUGACAUUCUUGCUAAAGUCAGAUUUCCUCUCAUAUCGAAAAAUUUCUUAAGUAAAACUGUUCAGGCGGAACCACUUAUUCAGGACAACCCUGAGUGCCUUAAAAUGGUGAUCAGUGGAAUGCGAUAUCACCUUCUUUCUCCAGAGGACAGAGAAGAGCUAGUAGAGGGUACAAGACCACGAAGGAAAAAACAUGAUUAUCGCAUUGCUUUGUUUGGAGGCUCACAGCCACAGUCCUGCAGAUACUUUAAUCCAAAGGAUUAUAGCUGGACAGACAUCCGAUGUCCCUUUGAAAAGCGCAGAGAUGCAGCUUGUGUCUUCUGGGACAACGUAGUUUAUAUUCUGGGUGGUUCCCAGCUCUUCCCUAUAAAGCGAAUGGACUGCUACAAUGUGGUGAAGGAUAGCUGGUAUUCCAAACUAGGACCUCCAACACCUCGAGAUAGCCUUGCAGCUUGUGCUGCUGAGGGCAAAAUUUAUACAUCUGGUGGUUCAGAAGUGGGAAAUUCUGCUCUGUAUUUAUUUGAAUGUUAUGAUACAAGAACAGAAAGCUGGCACACAAAGCCUAGCAUGCUGACUCAACGUUGCAGUCAUGGCAUGGUGGAAGCAAAUGGUCUCAUUUAUGUAUGUGGAGGAAGCUUGGGAAACAAUGUUUCUGGAAGGGUUCUUAAUUCCUGUGAAGUUUAUGAUCCAGCCACCGAAACAUGGACUGAACUAUGCCCAAUGAUUGAAGCUAGGAAGAAUCAUGGGUUGGUGUUUGUGAAAGACAAAAUAUUUGCUGUGGGAGGACAAAAUGGUUUAGGUGGCCUGGACAAUGUGGAAUAUUAUGAUAUUAAGAUGAAUGAAUGGAAGAUGGUGUCGCCAAUGCCAUGGAAGGGUGUAACAGUGAAAUGUGCUGCUGUGGGUUCUAUAGUAUACGUCUUGGCUGGCUUCCAGGGCGUGGGUCGAUUAGGGCACAUCCUUGAGUAUAACACCGAAACAGACAAAUGGGUAGCCAACUCCAAAGUCCGUGCUUUCCCAGUGACAAGUUGUUUGAUCUGUGUUGUUGACACUUGUGGAGCAAAUGAAGAGACUUUAGAGACCUGAAGACCUUCAUGAGAUUUUGGGAUAUUCUUCAUUUGGAAAAGAUGGCCAUCGGUGCUUUGCUUCUGCAUUUUAUUACAUCUUGUUAAACUGAAUAAUCUGAAAAAAAAAAAUGGUACAGUCCUUGAAUUUGUAUAUACCAUAUGUAUCAAAUGUGGAUUUACUCAUGCCGGUUUUACAGUUUGUUUGAAAACUUGGGAUGUAUUUCAAGAAUCCACUAAACUAGCUGAGAGCAAAUAAUAUGCUCUCUUGAAGAGACAUGUGUGGCCUUGUCAGAAAUAAAUCCAAUUUACGUUUUAAAAAAUUAGAGUAUUGGAGGAAGAUGAAACUUUAGCUAAACUAUACAUCUCAGCUUGGAUACAGAGGUCCUUCAGGUCACAAAGGUGAGUGACUAUAGCUUGGAUUCUGAGUGUAUAUGAGUCUGUUCAUACAGUUUCAUUUCUUAUGCAUAUUGCACAACAGCCAUGCUAGAGUAUGAUAAAGUCUGUUCAGAAAAAAAAGA
This is a messenger RNA of Gavialis gangeticus (Gharial), 2627 nucleotides long. RefSeq names its product kelch like family member 7 (gene KLHL7). The coding region runs from base 368 to 2128 and encodes 586 amino acids. NCBI's taxonomy places the organism in Eukaryota, Metazoa, Chordata, Crocodylia, Gavialidae. Gene Ontology annotation, cellular component: Cul3-RING ubiquitin ligase complex. The transcript has 12 exons. Gene Ontology annotation, molecular function: protein binding. The record is from RefSeq and is a predicted model, not a curated record. Gene Ontology annotation, biological process: protein ubiquitination.